This is a messenger RNA of Anarrhichthys ocellatus (wolf-eel), 1712 nucleotides long. RefSeq names its product CD166 antigen. Gene Ontology annotation, biological process: cell adhesion. The transcript has 7 exons. NCBI's taxonomy places the organism in Eukaryota, Metazoa, Chordata, Actinopteri, Perciformes, Anarhichadidae. The record is from RefSeq and is a predicted model, not a curated record. Gene Ontology annotation, cellular component: plasma membrane. Bases 103 to 1020 code for a protein of 305 amino acids.
UGGAUAAAUACUGAGCAAACUUUCAUUUCAGAUUAGAAACUGGACAGGAGUGCGCACCCUUUUUCUAAACUUGUAAAGGUUUUUUUGUUUGGUUCCACAGUCAUGAAAGUACUUCUAGUUGCUGCAGUGUUCGCCCUGAUUCAUGGCAGUUCUGCCACUUUGCUCAUUAAAGGGCCGACCCAGCCGGUCCUGGAGGGAGAGAGCGUCACGCUGGAGUGUCUGUCCUCGGACUCUGAACUCAACAUCAGCCAGGUCCACUUUGAGGUCUUCUCCAAGUACAUGCAGCGCUGGCGUCCAGUUUGGGAGCGAUCUUGGUGCUUCUAUGCGAUGCAGAUCGUGCGGACUGCGGACAGUCUAGUCCUGUCCAUCCCCCACGCAGGAAGGUUCUACGAGGGGCCCUACCGCUGUGUGUCCGACGUCGAAAAUGUGACCGACGCCGAAAAUGUGACCGAGACGUCCUACAUCUCCUCCCCGCUGCUGGACUUCAAAGUGCAUUACAUGGGGGAGCUGUCACUGACGAGGGAAGGCUACACCAGCUACUUGAGCAUCCCACAGGAGCUGAAGGUGCGACUCGGGGAUGAUGUGGUGGUGAGGUGCUCCGCCAGCUCGUCGGAGAUGCCAUUCUACUUCUGGAAUAAAGACGGUGACGACUGGAUCCUGCCUUCCUCCACGCUGACGCUGAGGAAGAUCAGAGUGAUGGAUGAAGGACAGUACACUUGCAUGGCCGAGCAUCCCUCUGUGGAGUCACUCAGCAAGAAACGCACCAUCAGCAUCACUGUGCUGUCAAAGGAUGCCCGCUGGUACGAGUCUAGUAAUGGCCGUCUCGUGUUGAUGACCUCGGCAGCGGCCCUCUCUCUCCUGGUGUUCAUCCUCUCCAUGAGUGUAUUCCUGUGCCGCAGGGCCAAGCGCGCCAAGACCUGCAAGGGACCCAUUGAUGACCGGUCUCAGAAGAAGCCCAUCUACAAAGCCAGUGUGGAGUCCCUGCCCUCCACCUGUGCAGACAAACAACCUCUGGUUUGACUGCACGGGCAGGUGGAAGGAUGAGGAGGGGGAUGGUGGGGGGGGGGGGGAGUGAGUAAGAGGCAAGUAAGAUGGAGUGGGUGACCAGAAAAUGAGGGAUGGCAUGGAGAGGAUACUUAAAGAGGGAGGAUGUGCAGGUAUCAGGGUGGUCACAUUGAGGCAGGAGACGGGGAGGAAAGGGGACAAAAAGAGGGAUGUUUGGAGAUAAGGGAGAGCAAAGCUGGGUGUGAGAAAAACAACAUAUAAACUUAAGGGCAAAUGAUUGCUUUAGAGGCACGAAUGCUGCUUUGCUUGUGUGUGUAGGUUGAAGUUGUGCGUCUUGGACAUGUGGGCAAUUUUCUUUUCAUUUAUUCUGCACUGUGCGGUGAGCUCCAUUCUUAUUAAAAUGAUGGGGGAUUAAUCUUGUGUACUGUUAAGAGCUGUAAAGAUUCCAUAUGCAAUUCUCUCUCUUUUCUGUCGCAAACAUAAUUGCUCAGCUGUGUAUUAUGAAUGAGCCAUUUGGUUGAUAGAACAAGCUUUUAUUUAGUUGAUUUGUUUCCCUUUCAACCUCUUUUUCCAAAGCAGGAAGCAGCUUCUGUGAGAAGGUUAUCAUAAUCUUUUUACUGAGACAGCUCUCGGGCACAUUGCACUCUACUAUUGUAUUUACUGUACUCUGGAUUUCUUUGAUAUUAAAUGGCUUUCAGAAAAUGUUA